AUGAUAGGUGAGGCGGCUGAGUUAGUACUUGAUACUCCUUUGACGGAUAAAGGGUAUGAUGAGGCGUGGUGUUUAGUUCAAGCUACCUAUCGUGACAUUAAAAAGAUCACAAGAAAACACUUUGAUCAGUUGUUUUCCAUAAGACGAAUUAAAAACUCAGACGAAAUAUCUACUUUGUUGGCGCAUGUGAAUAGAGCUCUGAAAGGUCUCAAGGCGUGUGGAGAAGAUCCAGAUAAUUGGGGUCCGGUCUUGUGCUAUCUGGUAUCCGAGAAAUUAGACGAGACGACAUACACUGAAUUUGAGAAGACUUUGACUACCAAUACGAAAUUUCCUUCUUGGAAAAGCCUGAAAUCAUUUUUGGAGAAUCGCGCAUCUAUAACGAGACGUCCUUCUGAUAUUGUAAAGGCAGCUCAACGUAGCAAUGCCUCUCAGAGUAAGCGUACAAGCCUCACUACUGCAGUGAGCGACGAGACGAAGUCAAAGUCACCUCAAAGUGACAGUCAUACAGCUGACAAUAAGAUGAGGCGAAAGUGUGCUUGCUGUGAGAAGCAACAUUUGUUAAUCGAUUGUGAGACGUUUAAAAGCAAGUCGCCCAAAGAGCGAUAUGAAUUUUUGAAGACGAAAAAUAUCUGUGGAAAUUGCUUUUAUGCAAAUCAUAAGACGAGUGAAUGUCGUAAGUCGCCUAAUUGCAAGCGAUGUACGAAAAAACAUCAUACGUUACUUCAUUUUGAAGAAAAGCAAUCCGAGUUAGAUACGAGUAGAAACGAUUCGAGUAGUGGUUCGUCUGCAACAUGCGGCAUGUUUGUACAAGGUCCGUAUGCCAGUAUGAACGAGUCGGUUUUGUUAUCUGUACGUAAGCCAGUACCAUUGUUGCCUUCUGCAAUUGUUAAGUAUCAAUGUGGCGAUAAGUCUGGUACCAUGCGAGUAUUGUUAGAUUCAUGUUCACAAGUGAAUUUGAUAUCAGAGACGUUUGUUAAGCAACAUGGUUUAUAUUCUACUAAGGUUUCCCAGACUAGUAACAUUGUAGGAGUAGGAAAAUUAGAGACGUCUUGUAGUGGAGUUGUCAAUAUGACCCUCCAAUCGAGAAUUGAAAACUUCGAGUAUUGCACCCAUUUAAGCAUCGUAGAUCGUAUACCUUACUCCUUACAUAAUUUAUUCGUUGAUAAUUUCUCUUCCAAAGUGCAUCAGCAUGGGUUUAAUCUUGCUGAUACAGCCUUUUAUGAUCGAGUUGUGAAUAUUCCUGCAAUAGACGCCGUGUUAGGAAUUGAGGCGUAUGACAAAUGUGUCCGAGGUCGAACUGUAAAAAUUGAGUCGGCUUGUCUUAGAGACACCACUUUUGGUUGGACCGUGUCUUCUUUGAUCGAGUCGAGUCGUAAUAGUGGCCAUUCUGAAGGCUACUGUGGUCUAACUUUGGACGAAAGAGUCGAGCGAUUUUGGAAAAUUGAAGAUAUUCCAAACGAUAAAAAAGUUUCUGAACAUGAUGCUUGUAGAGAGCACUUCAUGAAGACGUAUAGACGAGCACCAGACGGGUCAUUUAUUGUUCGGUUACCUUUUAAGGAAGACCCUGAGGCGAUUACUGGUAAUUUUGGUAUAGCGUUAAAAUACCUCAAUCGAAUCGAGAGUAAACUUGAUACUAAAACGAAGGCGAUGUAUUCUGAUUUUAUGGAGGAGUACCAGGCGUUAAACCAUAUGUCAAUUGUAGAUGACGAGAAGCCGAGGUAUUUUAUUCCUCAUCACGCUGUCUUGAGACCCUCAAGCACAACUACUAAGUUACGAGUUGUUUUUCAUGCAUCUGCAAAGUCGUAUUGCGGAAAGUCGUUGAAUGAUGUACUUAUGGUUGGUCCCACACUGCAGCCUGAGCUCUUUGAUACUUCAUUGAGGUUCAGAACGAGACGAUGGGCAAUUGUAGCUGAUAUUUCUGGUAUGUAUCGUUGUGUUUGGGUUGAUGAAGAAGACAGGCGUUUUCAGUCGAUUAUUUGGCGAGGCAAAAAACGAGAAUUAAACACGAUUACCUAUGGCACUGGUAAUGCUUCUUAUACAGCAACAGCCUGCUUAGAAGUAGUCGCUGAAGAGGUUAAAGAAACGCAGCCAGUUGUAUCCGAGUCGAUUAAAAAAGAUUUCUAUGUAGAUGAUUGGCUAUCCGGCGCUGACUCUGUAGAAGAGGCGAUUGAACUUCAAAGAGCAGUGCACGAGGCACUUCUAUCAGGCGGAUUUAAAUUGAGAAAAUAUCAGUCGAAUUCGAAACACGUAAUUGAUCAAAUUGAUCCUACUUUAGUCGAACAUAAUCUUACUAUACAAUUCGGUGAAAACGAGUCGCUUUCUGUUUUAGGAUUAUUUUGGUGUCCUGGAAAUGACACUUUCAUGUUGAAGUCAGACGUGCCUGAGCCGAAGGUCGCCAUAACCAAGCGACAAAUGUUGUCAACGAUUUCCAAGGUUUUUGACCCCUUAGGUCUUGCCUCCCCUGUAACGAUUAGGGGCAAACUUAUGCUGAAGAAGUUGUGGAAAUUAGGAGUAGCUUGGGACGAUACUGUGCCCUCAGACGUUGAGGCGUGUUUUAGUCUCUAUUUAAAUGAUCUUCGACAGUUGGCUAAAUUUGAAAUUCCCCGUUACAUUCGUGAAUUUAAUUCUGAGACUGAGACGAUUGUAGGUUUUUGUGAUGCUUCCGAGCAGGCGUAA
Planococcus citri (citrus mealybug) is the source of this 2676-nucleotide messenger RNA. RefSeq lists its product as uncharacterized. The transcript has a single exon. The record is from RefSeq and is a predicted model, not a curated record. NCBI's taxonomy places the organism in Eukaryota, Metazoa, Arthropoda, Insecta, Hemiptera, Pseudococcidae. Bases 1 to 2676 code for a protein of 891 amino acids.